Messenger RNA from Solanum dulcamara, 2468 nucleotides. RefSeq names its product cyclic nucleotide-gated ion channel 1-like. The record is from RefSeq and is a predicted model, not a curated record. Gene Ontology annotation, molecular function: monoatomic ion channel activity. Gene Ontology annotation, biological process: transmembrane transport; monoatomic ion transport. The transcript is spliced from 8 exons. NCBI's taxonomy places the organism in Eukaryota, Viridiplantae, Streptophyta, Magnoliopsida, Solanales, Solanaceae. Gene Ontology annotation, cellular component: membrane. The coding region runs from base 235 to 2361 and encodes 708 amino acids.
GAUCAAAUCACAAGUUGAAAACAAUCUCAAUCAACCUUAAAUCUCUCAACUUUCUUGUUAAAGAGUGGAUACUUUUGUUUUUUUUGCUUCCAACAACUCUCUUCACGGAUCGCAAAUAUUAGGAAUGGUAUUAGCUCUUGUCUGAGCUACUCAAGACAGUUUUCAUCGAGAAACUUGUUGCCCCUAGAAUGAUUUUGGAAGUUAAUCUUCUGCAUUGAUGCAUUGGCUCAAGUUAUGAAUCACCGACAAGAGGAGUUUUCCAGAUUUCAGGAUUGGAAAUCAGAGAAAACCUCUGAAGGAAAUUUUCAUGCUAAGGAUGGAGUGCACCGAAGUAAAGUUGUAAUAGCUGCUAACGAAUUAUAUAAAGGCUUGGAACCUGGUAAAUGGAGGGCCAAAAGCAUAAUACAAGCCGUAAAAUCUAGUUUAAGUGGUUUUGUGGAAGAAAACUUGGGAUCCAACAAGAACAUACUUGAUCCUCAAGGACCUUUUCUUCAAAAGUGGAACAAAAUAUUUGUAUUAUCCUGUGUAAUUGCGAUCUCCUUGGAUCCUUUGUUCCUUUACAUUCCAUUGAUUGAUAAUGACAACAAAUGUCUGGGGUUAAACAGAACAUUGGAGGUUACAGCUAGUGUUUUGCGUUCUUUUACUGAUAUAUUUUACUUUCUUCAUAUUGCCCUUCAAUUUCGAACUGGUUUCAUUGCUCCUUCUUCACGUGUAUUUGGAAGAGGUGUUUUAGUUGAAGAUGCUUGGGAGAUUGCAAAGAGAUACUUGUCCACGUACUUCUUGAUCGAUAUUCUUGCAGUUCUUCCACUACCACAGGUUGUAAUUUUAAUUAUAAUCCCUAAGUUGCGGGGUGCAAGAUCUUUGAAUACCAAGAAUUUGCUGAAGUCUGUUGUCUUUUUCCAAUAUAUUCCAAGGGUCCUUCGAGUUUAUCCUUUAUAUACGGAAGUCACAAGAACAUCUGGCAUAUUCACUGAAACAGCAUGGGCUGGAGCUGCUUUCAAUCUCUUCCUCUAUAUGCUUGCGAGCCAUGUACUUGGAGCCUUUUGGUAUCUGUUUUCUAUAGAACGUGAAACUACUUGCUGGAAACAAGCUUGUGGAAAUUCCUCUGCCUGUCGUCAUGCCUCAUUAUAUUGUGAUGAUGAUCAUACGAGAUUUAAAACGUUGCUGAAUACUUCCUGCCCUAUAGAGACACCAAACACAACGCUCUUUGAUUUUGGGAUGUUCCUUGACGCUCUCCAAUCAGAUGUUGUGGGAUCAAUGAAUUUUCCACAGAAGUUCUUUUAUUGUUUCUGGUGGGGUUUACAAAAUUUAAGUUCCCUUGGUCAAAACCUCCAAACAAGUACCUACGUAUGGGAAAUUUGCUUUGCAGUUUUCAUUUCCAUCUCCGGCCUGGUGCUAUUUGCCUUUCUCAUUGGAAAUAUGCAGACAUGUCUGCAGUCCUCAACAAUGAGACUAGAGGAGAUGAGGGUGAAAAGGCGAGAUGCAGAACAGUGGAUGUCACAUCGGUUACUCCCUGAGAACCUCAAAGAGAGAAUUAGACGCUAUGAGCAAUACAAGUGGCAGGAAACAAGGGGUGUUGAGGAAGAGAAUCUGAUUCACAACCUUCCCAAAGACCUCAGAAGAGAUAUAAAGAGUCAUCUUUGUUUAGCUUUACUCAUGAGAGUGCCAAUGUUUGAAAAAAUGGAUGAACAACUCUUGGAUGCAUUAUGUGACCGACUCAAGCCAGUGCUCUACACCGAGGACAGCUUCAUUGUUCGCGAAGGUGAUCCAGUUGGUGCGAUGCUGUUUGUAAUGAGGGGGAAACUACUAUCUGUAACCACUAAUGGAGGGAGGACAGGUUUUUUUAACUCCGAGUAUCUAAAAGCUGGUGAUUUCUGUGGAGAGGAGUUACUUACUUGGGCUCUUGACCCUCAUUCAUCAACUAACUUACCUAUCUCAACCCGAACUGCUCAAGCACUCUCAGAAGUUGAAGCAUUUGCUUUAGUGGCUGAUGAUUUAAAGUUUGUGGCCUCUCAGUUUCGAAGACUUCACAGUAAGCAGCUCCGCCAUACUUUCAGGUUUUACUCAGGUCAUUGGAGAACUUGGGCAGCUUGCUUCAUACAAGCAGCAUGGCGCAAUUAUUGCAGGAAGAAGGUAGAGGAGUCUCUUCGUGUAGAAGAAAGCAGGUUGCAAGAUGCAUUAGCGAAGGAAGGUUCCAGUUCACCAAGUUUUGGUGCUACCAUCUAUGCAUCAAGAUUUGCUGCUAAUGCACUUCGCGCUCUGCGGCGCAAUACUGCAAACAAAGCAAGGGUGCCAGACAGGAUAUCACCCAUUCUGCUUCAGAAACCAACAGAGCCAGAUUUUACUGCUGAAGAUAAAUAACUGCCACUAGUAAAUGUAAUGUUGUGUGAUCAAUCAUUGAGUUGCAUUUUUUACCAUGUUUGUUGUGUAUAAUAAUGACACUUAUAGGCGAUUUCUUCAAGCCUAAA